Messenger RNA from Trichechus manatus latirostris (Florida manatee), 1851 nucleotides. It is a transcript of the gene SHC3, whose product is annotated as SHC adaptor protein 3. Gene Ontology annotation, cellular component: plasma membrane. The record is from RefSeq and is a predicted model, not a curated record. The transcript has 12 exons. Gene Ontology annotation, molecular function: receptor tyrosine kinase binding. Bases 1 to 1851 code for a protein of 616 amino acids. Gene Ontology annotation, biological process: cell surface receptor protein tyrosine kinase signaling pathway; intracellular signal transduction. Lineage: Eukaryota; Metazoa; Chordata; Mammalia; Sirenia; Trichechidae.
AUGCUGCAACGGACCAAGUAUAACCGCUUCAGGAAUGAUUCGGUGACAUCAGUCGAUGAACUUAUCCACAACCUGUCCAUGAGCGGCGGCAGCGGCGGCAAGGUCUCAGCAGUGCCCGCGACCUCCGCGGCGUCCCCCUACCUGGUCUCCAGCGAGGCGCUGCGCAAAGCGCCGGACGAUGGGCCCAGCAGCCUGGGCCACCUGCUCCACAAGGUGUCCCACCUGAAACUCUCCAGCUCGGGCCUCCGCAGCCUGUCGUCCGCCGCGAGGGAGCGGGCCGGCGCCAAGCUCACCGGCAGCUGCAGCGCUCCCAGCCUGGCCGCCGGCCCCCCGGACCGCACAUGUGCCGGCGCCCCGGCCCCAGGCAGCGCGCCGCCGGCCCAGAGCGAGAUGACCGCCGCCAGGAAGGGCCGGCCCGGCGAGGAGCUGCUGCCCAGGCCCCCCCGGGGCUGGCUGCACGCCAGCGACCAGGUCCUGGGGCCCGGAGUGACGUACGUCGUCAAGUACUUGGGAUGCAUUGAAGUUCUGCGCUCAAUGAGGUCUCUUGACUUCAGUACAAGAACACAAAUUACCAGGGAAGCCAUCAGCCGUGUUUGCGAAGCUGUAACUGGUGCCAAAGGAGCCUUCAAGAAAAGGAAGCCUCCAAGCAAAAUGUUGUCCAGCAUCUUGGGAAAGAGCAACCUCCAGUUCGCAGGGAUGAGUAUCUCUCUCACCAUUUCCACCACCAGCCUGAAUCUGCGGACACCUGACUCCAAACAGAUCAUUGCGAACCAUCACAUGCAGUCCAUCUCCUUUGCCUCCGGAGGAGACCCGGACACAACAGACUAUGUUGCCUAUGUAGCUAAAGACCCUGUUAAUCGCAGAGCAUGUCACAUACUGGAAUGUUGUGGUGGGCUGGCCCAGGAUGUCAUCAGCUCCAUUGGACAAGCCUUUGAGCUUCGGUUUAAGCAAUAUUUACAGUGUCCUUCCAAGAUACCUGCACUUCAUGAUCGAAUGCAGAGUCUGGAUGAGCCAUGGACCGAAGAAGAGGGAGAUGACUCUGACCAUCCAUACUACAAUAGCAUUCCAAACAAGGUGCCUCCUCCAGGGGGGUUUCAUGAUGCUCGACAGAAAGUUAGAUCCUAUGUUCCUGACACAGCCCAGUUUGCAGGAAAAGAGCAAACUUAUUACCAGGGAAGACACUUAGGAGACAAGUUUGGCGAAGACUGGCAGCAGCCACCUGUUAGACAAGGGUCUUUGGACAUCUACAGCAUGCCAGAAGGAAAGUCACUCGAGGCCCCUACAGGAGAAGCACCCACCUACGUCAAUACCCAGCACAUCCCACAGCAGGCCGGGCUGGCCCUGGCAGGGGCUGCACUGAACUUGGACAUGGGAGCGGCCAGCAGCAGUGGAGAGAACAGCCCACGGAAAGACUUGUUUGACAUGAAACCUUUUGAAGAUGCUCUCAAGAACCAGACCAUAGGACCAAUGUUGAGCAAGGCAGCCUCAGUAGAAUGCAUCAGCCCCAUCUCCCCCAGAGCCCCGGAUGCCAAGAUGGUGGAAGAACUAAAGGAAGAGCCAUGGUACCAAGGAGAGAUGAGCAGGAAGGAGGCAGAGGGGCUGCUGAAGAAGGAUGGAGACUUCCUGGUCAGGAAAAGCACCACGAACUCGGGUUCCUUUGUCCUCACCGGCAUGCACAACGGCCAGGCCAAGCACCUGCUGCUGAUGGACCCUGAAGGCACGAUCCGCACCAAGGACAGGGUCUUUGACAGCAUUGGCCACCUCAUCAACCACCACCUGGAGAACGGCGUGCCCAUUGUCUCUGCUGGGAGUGAGCUCUGCCUCCAGCAGCCCGUGGAAAGGAAGCAGUGA